AUGCCAGCCAGUCCAUUCUUUCUCGAGUCCCCCAUUCCUCCGCAACUCGAUCUGGCCGGCGCUCCAUCACAGCUAUUCCAAGUUCCGCCCACCCCGUCAGCCUCAUCAGCUUUAUAUCGCUCGAUCUCUAUCCCCAACCGCAAGAGAUCCCGUCUAGAAGUUGAUCGUCGUCCUUGGCUGGAUGUCGACACCCCCUCUAAUCAUGUUGCCUCUGUGAUCUCUCCCGACGAUCUUCUCCUCGGCGUGGAGGAUACCUCCGUCGAUCACGUCUAUCGCCCCAACCGUUAUCGCAAACCUCGGUCUCUCGCACUCGAUGACAGUGUCGAAUCUCUUAGCGAAACCGUGGAUAUUCGCCGUAAACGCAGCCGCUGGGACCCGUCCUUGAUCGAGGCCUCUCCGACCGGUCACGAUGAAAAAAUGACGAUCACGACCAUGACCCCAACUACGACCACGGCUCCUGCCGUCGUUCCUCCUGUUGAUUACCCACAGCCUGCUCCCGUUCGCUGGAGUCGAGCUGUGCUCGGUGUGGUUGGCAAAGUCUGGGACUUUUGUUGGAGCGGAGCUUUCCGAGGGUUUUAUGCAGGCGGUGGGCAAGGCUAUACUAUGACGGCGGAGGAUGCACAGCCCCAGCUGGCAUCCCCAUCGAUCGAGAAGGAAAGCAUUUCCACUUCUCAGCGGCAACAGGGUUCCUCGAGCCCUUUCCCGGGACAAUAUCCAGAAGAUGAUCUCAAGCACAGUUGGGUCUUCGUGUCCGCGCGCGAGGAGUUUAUGGACGAAGCCAGCCCUUCUCAGCGCAGACGAGUCCACCGGCGGACCCCAGCACAUACCCACUCCCGUCGGCGGUCGCAGGGCAAGCGAACGCUGAUUUCGCAUGCGCCGUCUAUGCCGACGAAAUUGCAAUUUUCAUCGCCAGCCAAGCCGCGGGAGAGCCCCGUGUCUGUGGAGACGCAGCGCUACAUGGCUCAAAAGCGUCGCAUGGAGCGCGAGGAGGAUGCCAGCCUUGCCCGGUUGAACCGGCAGCUACAGGCAAUGAUCAAGGAAGGGAAACAGGCACUGGGGACCCGCGUGGAAGUGGACGACUUAGAUAUGGAGGAUUAG
This is a messenger RNA of Aspergillus niger, 1098 nucleotides long. RefSeq lists its product as uncharacterized. NCBI's taxonomy places the organism in Eukaryota, Fungi, Ascomycota, Eurotiomycetes, Eurotiales, Aspergillaceae. The transcript has a single exon. Bases 1 to 1098 code for a protein of 365 amino acids. The record is from RefSeq and is a predicted model, not a curated record.